Polyodon spathula (Mississippi paddlefish) is the source of this 1062-nucleotide messenger RNA. Its product is annotated as magnesium transporter NIPA3-like. Lineage: Eukaryota; Metazoa; Chordata; Actinopteri; Acipenseriformes; Polyodontidae. The transcript is spliced from 5 exons. The record is from RefSeq and is a predicted model, not a curated record. Gene Ontology annotation, molecular function: magnesium ion transmembrane transporter activity. Bases 1 to 963 code for a protein of 320 amino acids. Gene Ontology annotation, biological process: magnesium ion transport. Gene Ontology annotation, cellular component: membrane.
AUGCCAGGGGGUUGCAGCGGACUGGGGGGUCUAGGUUACCUCAAGGAAUGGAUGUGGUGGGCUGGACUUAUUACUAUGGGAGCAGGAGAAGCAGCCAACUUUGCUGCCUAUGCCUUUGCACCUGCUACACUGGUCACUCCCUUAGGUGCACUGAGCGUUCUCGUAAGUGCAGUGCUUUCCUCCUACUGCUUGGAUGAGCAGCUCAGUAUUCAUGGUAAAUUGGGCUGCAUGCUGAGUCUUCUGGGAUCAACAGUAAUGGUAAUCCACGCUCCACAAGAAGAAGAUAUAAAAACCUUACAUGACAUGGAAAUCAAGCUGAAAGACACAGGUUUUAUAGUUUUCGCCACCAUUGUAAUCACAGUCUCAUUGGUAUUGAUGUGUGUCAUUGCUCCAAAAAAGGGACAAAGCAACCUCUUGAUUUACAUCUCCAUCUGCUCUCUGAUUGGAGCCUUUUCUGUAUCUUCUGUGAAGGGCCUUGGUCUCGCUGUCAAAGAGCUACUUGAAGAAAAGCCAGUAUACAAAGACCCAUUGGCCUAUAUUCUUCUAGCGACAUUGGUGAUUUCAGUUAGCACCCAGAUCAACUAUCUCAACAAAGCGCUGGAUACCUUCAACACGUCAGUAGUGACGCCAGUGUAUUAUGGGUUUUUUACCACAGUAGUGAUAACUUGUUCUGUAAUUCUUUUCAAAGAAUGGAACAGCAUGAGUGUGGCAGACAUCGUUGGCAACCUCAGUGGAUUCUGCAUCAUAAUCAUUGGCAUAUUUCUCUUGCAAGCCUGUAAAGACUUUAACUUUACCUGGGAGUUGCUACCAACUUCAACUAACAAGGUCAGCUAUCAUGUAACAACGAGAGGACCUGAUGACCAACAACACAAUCUAUUGGAAAACAUGGAUAACCAAUGCAUUGUGCAUGAGAAUGAAAAUAUAUAUUGUUGUAAAACAGAACAGCUGGAAGAUAGCCACUAAAAGGUCCCUUUAUAAAAUGACUGUUUAUGUGAUUGAUAUGGCACCAGAUACAUUUUUGCUUGCACAUUACAUUGAGUACCUGUUUUAUAAAUAUUUUGC